GGCGGCGGCGGCGGCGGGCGGCGCCCCCGGGCAAUAUGUUCAAGAGAAUGGCAGAGUUCGGGCCUGACUCCGGCGGCAGGGUGAAGGGCGUUACCAUCGUGAAGCCGAUCGUGUACGGGAACGUCGCGCGGUAUUUUGGGAAGAAGAGAGAGGAGGAUGGUCACACUCACCAGUGGACGGUGUAUGUGAAGCCGUACCGGAACGAGGACAUGUCUGCAUAUGUGAAAAAAAUUCAAUUCAAGUUGCAUGAAAGCUACGGUAAUCCUUUAAGAGUUGUUACCAAACCACCAUAUGAAAUCACCGAAACAGGCUGGGGUGAAUUUGAAAUAAUCAUUAAGAUAUUUUUCAUUGAUCCAAAUGAAAGACCUGUAACUUUAUAUCACUUGCUGAAGCUUUUUCAGUCGGAUACCAAUGCCAUCCUGGGGAAGAAAACGGUAGUUUCUGAAUUCUAUGAUGAAAUGAUAUUUCAAGAUCCUACUGCAAUGAUGCAGCAGCUGUUAACAACGUCUCGUCAACUAACACUAGGUGCUUAUAAACACGAAACAGAGUUUGCAGAUCUUGAAGUGAAAACCAGGGAAAAGCUCGAAGCUGCCAAAAAGAAGACUAGUUUUGAAAUCGCUGAGCUUAAAGAAAGACUAAAAGCAAGUCGUGAAACCAUCAACUGUUUAAAGAGUGAAAUCAGAAAACUUGAAGAAGAUGAUCAGUCUAAGGAUAUGUGACAAGUGCUGACUUGAGUGUGUACUGAAAAUGGAAAGACUUCAGUCAUGGAAUUGUAUGAGUUCUCUUCAGUUCUGUAACUGAGACUAUGAGAAUUUCACUGGCAAAUGAUUGAAGUUUGUGGCAAUCAACUCCAUAAAUGGAAGAAAAAA
Camarhynchus parvulus is the source of this 869-nucleotide messenger RNA. It is a transcript of the gene YEATS4, whose product is annotated as YEATS domain containing 4. Gene Ontology annotation, biological process: regulation of DNA-templated transcription. Bases 36 to 719 code for a protein of 227 amino acids. Lineage: Eukaryota; Metazoa; Chordata; Aves; Passeriformes; Thraupidae. The record is from RefSeq and is a predicted model, not a curated record. The transcript has 7 exons.